UUUACAGAAGUAUUACGAUUAGUUUCUAAUUCAGUGGAAAAUCUUCAACAAUUACCGUGUACAUUGGAUGGUAUGAUUGAUGGAGAAUAUGUAAAUCAUAAUAAUUUAGUGAAUGAAGCAAAAAAAUUGUUAACAAUGUGUACUAAUAUUCAACAAAAAAUUAUGAAUGCUGAAUCUAUUAGUACAACAGAAAGCAACUAUGCCAACAACGGUAUUGAACCAAUAUUAUCAACAGAUGACAGAAUUAUCAACACUUCGGACUUGAACAGCGAACAACAACAAUAA
Messenger RNA from Loa loa (African eye worm), 285 nucleotides. RefSeq lists its product as hypothetical. The record is from RefSeq and is a predicted model, not a curated record. The annotation marks the transcript as partial. Lineage: Eukaryota; Metazoa; Nematoda; Chromadorea; Rhabditida; Onchocercidae. The transcript is spliced from 3 exons.